Messenger RNA from Micromonas commoda, 1458 nucleotides. RefSeq lists its product with no specific name. The transcript has a single exon. Lineage: Eukaryota; Viridiplantae; Chlorophyta; Mamiellophyceae; Mamiellales; Mamiellaceae. The coding region runs from base 1 to 1458 and encodes 485 amino acids. The record is from RefSeq and is a predicted model, not a curated record.
AUGUCUGCCGCUCGCAACCUCAGCCCGCUGCUUCGGUUCGCCUCGGCGGCUCUCCUCGAGGCUCCCCCGAAGCAGAUCGCGCUCUCCGGCCCGGCGGGGUUCCUGGGCAGCCGCGUCCUCCAGUCCGUCCUCGACGCGCACGAGCACCGACGCGACCACGGCCUGGAGCCCGGCGAAGUCAUCCUCCUGUCCUCGUCUCCCGGGCACCUCAUGAGCCGGCUCUACUCUCGUUACGGCUCCAAGCGCAUGUCCACCGUGCGCGCCACCAGAUGCGACUACUACUACCAGCACGACUUCGACAGCUGGAGGGACCAGCUGGGUUCGCUGGGAAUGGGAGGGCCGGACGCGGUGUUCAUCAACCUCGCCGCGCUCGCGGGCCCGAGGUCGGAUCGACCGGAUGCGAUGAUGGCGGUCAACUACCGGGCGCCCAUCGCCGCCGCGCGCGCGUGCGAGGCGCUCGGGUUCGGGCACUGGGUGCAAUCCUCGACGCAGGCGGUCAAGGCGGAGCGCGCGGGGCAGGUGCCGUACUCCCGGUGGAAGGCGAUGGCCGAUUACGCGCUGGCUAGGAUCGAUCGGCUGCCGGCGACGGUGUUCACGCUGGGCUUACUGUACAGCAAGGAGCAGGGGAUGGUGAGCCAGCGCGGGGAUAACAUCAACAUGGUGGACCUCGCGCUCCUACCGAUAACGCCCAUAAUGGGCAACGGCCGCGCGCCGUUGCAGCCGCUCGAGGUUGAGGACGCGGCGAGCCGGAUAGCGUACGUCAGCUUAACGGAACCCACUCGGCGGCCGGUCCAGGUCUCCGAGUCGAGCGGGUACGACUGGGCUCGGCCGAAGAUCGACAGCGUGCGGCAGUACACGUGGAGGGCGUACGACGCCGUGGGACCGGAGACGAUGACCAUGCUGGAGCUCAUGGAGAUGUUCGCCAAGCUGAACGGGCGGACGCUGAACCCGGUCUUUGUCGACUACAGAAACUUUGAGACGGUGCUCAACGAGGCGUCGCUGGGUAACCUCAACAGGCAGUUCGUGUCCUUGCUGCGGUCGGAGCAGGACGCGGAGCGGCCGAUCGUGGGUGUUCCGGAUACCUUCCAGGCGCUUCUCGGCCCCGAAGCCACCUUGUUUCGCAUGCACGACGGGCUCGCCGCGACGGAUAAGUUUGGCAAUCCAAUCUCCGUCAAGCGCCGGUCGUUUCCAGUCGUCGCGACGGUCAAGUGGGUGUGGCAAAACUACAAGGUGAUCAUCCCCGGGACAAACCUGGUGCUCGAGACCGUGGGCACGUACCUAUUCGGCAAGAGGUUCGCGAUCGACGAGAACUGGCGGUGGAUACGCAUAGGCGCCAUGACCACCCUCCUGUCCGGGCUCGCCGUGGGUGGCGCGCAGGCGGGUGCAGAGUUUUCCAAGUGGUACGCCGAAGUCGCCGGGGGCGGGGGUUUCCCUCCGCUGCCCGGCGUGGGGUUCUAG